UCAAAUACAAAUGAUGAUCACCAGAGUGAAUUCGCGUCACUGCCACGGAAGGGACAUGGAUCACUCCCGAGACCUCUGGAGAAGUGUGACGUAACAGGGGGAUGCUACAUAAAGAGGCCCAGGUGUUUUUUCAGAAGACAACAGAAGAACCAGGGAGUGAAUGCGUGAGAUUUUUGUGAAUCUUUCUGAUAGAACCUCCAAGCCACCAUGAGAGUCCUGCUGCUGCCUCUACUGCUGCUGUGUGUGCUGGCUGUUGGCUGGGCUGAGCCCCAGGAAGGUGUGAGGGCUCUGAGGCUGUGUGGACGGGAGCUGCUGAGGGCGGUGGUGUACACCUGCGGGGGCUCCAGGUGGAGACGGUUCCCCGCUGGCGAGGACUCACCUGAUGACAAUGUGGACCAGUAUGGGCUGAGCACCUGGAUGGCAGAGAGGAGGAAACGAGACAUCAGUGGAUCCUUGAUCAGGCUGUGCUGUCAACAAGGCUGUAAUAAGAGUGACCUGUCUGCCUUGUGUUGAGGAUAAGACUUUUUCCCAUAUUUGGAUGGCUUCAAUGAAUCAGCAAAACAUCAUGACAGUGGCAAUG
Osmerus eperlanus (European smelt) is the source of this 580-nucleotide messenger RNA. Its product is annotated as relaxin-3-like. The record is from RefSeq and is a predicted model, not a curated record. The transcript has 2 exons. NCBI's taxonomy places the organism in Eukaryota, Metazoa, Chordata, Actinopteri, Osmeriformes, Osmeridae. The coding region runs from base 208 to 513 and encodes 101 amino acids. Gene Ontology annotation, molecular function: hormone activity; G protein-coupled receptor binding. Gene Ontology annotation, cellular component: extracellular region.